Messenger RNA from Schistosoma rodhaini, 863 nucleotides. NCBI's taxonomy places the organism in Eukaryota, Metazoa, Platyhelminthes, Trematoda, Strigeidida, Schistosomatidae. The record is from the annotation of a GenBank genome assembly.
GGUAAUUUUGGUGAUGUUUAUCGAGGUGUAUAUAAUGGAUGUGAAGUUGCAGUGAAAACUUGUCGUGUUGAUAUGACUGCAUCAGAUUUACGUAGGAAAUUUCUACAAGGUGAAACAACUGCAUUAAAUUUUAAUCAUCCAAAUAUUGUCAAAUUAGUUGGUAUUGCUGUGCAAUCUUAUCCAAUUAUGAUUGUAAUGGAGUAUGUUCCAGGUGGUUCUCUGUUAAAUCAUUUACGUAAAUCAAAAAAUGCAUUACCUGUUAUGAAACUACUUCAAAUGAGUUUAGAUGCUGCUAAUGGAAUGAUGUAUUUAGAAGCGAGAAAUUGUAUUCAUCGUGAUUUAGCAGCAAGAAAUUGUUUAAUUUCUGAUGAUGGUCAAUUAAAAAUAGCUGAUUUUGGCAUGUCAAGAGAAGAACAUAUAUAUGAAUUAAGUGAUAAACGAGGUCAAAUCCCAAUCAAAUGGACAGCUCCUGAAGCACUUCGUACUGGUCGUUAUACUAUUAAAUGUGAUGUAUGGUCUUAUGGUGUACUUUUAUGGGAAAUAUUUACUUUCGGUGAUGUACCUUAUCGAAAUUGGUCUAAUCAACAAACUAGGGAUAUGAUUGAAUCAGGUUAUAGAUUACCUGCACCAGAUUUAAUGCCAGUUUGGUUACGUACAUUAAUGAAUCAUUGUUGGCAUGAUGAACCAAUGAAUCGGCCAAGUUUUUCAAAAAUUUCUAAUGAAAUACAAAUACCUAAUGUCAAUUCAUUUACACCAAAUUUAAAUAGAUCUAUAGACAAUGCUCAAUUGAAGAAAUCUGCUAUUGACAAUCUAUCAACAACUCCAUUACAUUUAUCCGUUUCUGUUAAAGAUAGACGAACUAG